Messenger RNA from Candoia aspera, 8127 nucleotides. RefSeq names its product secretogranin III (gene SCG3). Lineage: Eukaryota; Metazoa; Chordata; Lepidosauria; Squamata; Candoiidae. Bases 1146 to 2540 code for a protein of 464 amino acids. Gene Ontology annotation, cellular component: secretory granule membrane. The record is from RefSeq and is a predicted model, not a curated record. Gene Ontology annotation, biological process: protein localization to secretory granule. The transcript is spliced from 12 exons.
GCACUUAUUCCUUUAUAGCAAUUCUGCCCUGGGCACCUUUGACCUUACAAGUCUCUCCCUGGAAGUCCCCCAAAUCAGCUGUCUCUAGACGAAUUUAUCUUUGAGGCUCUCCUACAUACUCUUCCUCAGCUGCACUGGGGCCACAGUCCUUGGAAUGUUCAGGGGCCAUACUUGCUGGGGACGCUGAGAAUUGAUGCUUACUCGUUUGACCGAUACCCAGCUGGGGGAUGAAAAUGGGCCAGAAAGGUGAAAAUGUCACAUGCAGAAACUGUUGUACAGUUGUACUUUACUGUAUUGAAGAGAAAUCCACUGUUGCAUCCUUCCUCCCUUUGCUGCUGCAAACCGAUCCCUUCUCCUGAAAUCUUGGGGGAAAGAAGCUUUGAAACAGCCUGAGUCUUUGUUCUAGGAAGCACCCAGCAAAAAAGACAUGCUCUCCUCACCCCAUGAGUUGGGGAAGUCAAACUACCUUUUAUCAUAAAUGUCAGUUUACUCUGUGCAUCACUUCAAGGGAGGGUCACUGUCAUGUGUGCAGACAUGGUGUGCACCCCUUUCUCUUUCAGAAUGAGGUGGGCAUGGCAUCCUGCUGGAAGCAAGGAUCUUUGUGGGCAGAACGCACCUGGAAACAAGGAAUAUUUUCAUACUGGGCUUUAAUGCUUUCCUGUAACUCUUUCCAGCAAGUGAGGCUGGGCUAGAAAGAGAGUGUGUGCAGCGCACGCAUGCUCCAGCUUCCGCAGCCCCCUCCCUUCCUUUCUCAUCCCUGAUCUCCUCCCCUCUUUUCUCCUCCACCCCUGCUUGGAGCUGCCGAGAGGGAAAGGAACUAGCUCAUCUAUUGAUAGGGAAAGGCAGAAAAAGGGAGGAGGUAGAUCUGUCACUGGGAACCUCUCCAGCAUUCUCCCCAAGUAGCUGACUUCAUCCAGGAGCAGCUAGGACUCUAGGUGCUAGGAUUUCAGCACCAGAAGCCCUGGAUAGCUCCAGAUUCAUUGAGCUGGUACUUUGAGCUACUGGCUGAAUCCGCCCAGAGACGUCACCACACAAAGAAAAAGAGGCGAAGCAUCCUCGCUGGGUGGCCCUUUGAUCUUGCUCAAGCACAAGAUCCUUCUCGUCCCCUUUCUCUUGAGCCCCACAGCAAGGGUUUCUCCUAACCCAUGGGCAGAAAGAUGCUGCUCAAGCUGUUAACUGUGUUGUCCUUGAUUGUCGGCCAGCUGUUCGGCUUCCCGAAGCCUGAAGGUACAAGAGAAGAUAAAGCAAUAUACAACAGAGAAUUAAGUGUAGAGAGACCAUUGGAAGAACAGAUUGCCGAAGCAGAGGCAGGCAAAAUGAAGAAACCACCCUCAACCGAUCUUCCAGAAAAUAAGCCAGAAUUCAGGAAUUAUUCGUUUGUGGAUGACUUGAACCUGCUGAGAUCUGCUGUGGAAAAAGACAGAAAGGAAAAGGAAAUGGAAUCGAUCAGGAGUUCCCUGUAUAAUCAACAGCUUGCUCUUGAUGAUGCAGAUUCCACUAAGAGACGCAGGCUGGUAGAUGAAUAUGACUCCACUAAAAGUGGUGUGGAUUAUAAAUAUCAAGAUGACCCAGAUGGACUUCAUCAGCUUGAUGGGACACCAUUAACAGCUGAAGAUAUUGUUCAGAAGAUUGCCAUGAGAAUAUAUGAGGAAAAUGAUAGAGGAGUCUUUGACAAGAUUGUUUCCAAGCUUCUAAAUCUGGGCCUGAUCACCGAAAGCCAGACCUACACUCUAGAAGAGGAAGUGGCUGAGGCAUUGCAGCAGCUGAUUGCUAAUGAAGCCAAAGAUCGGGAAAAAGCAUCUGAGGAUCCUGAGGCUUUUCCAAGCAGAAGUAACAGUCAGACCAAAGAGAAGCAGAAAGAAAAAAUGGUGUUAAAAAACACUGAUCGGGAUGAUACCUUGGAUAAUACUUGGGUUUCCACCAACAUCUUAGAAAGAAGAAAUGAACUGCCCCCAGAGGAUCACUUUCAGGAUCUCCAGUAUUUCCCUAAUUUCUAUGAACUGUUAAAAAGCCUUAACUCGGAGGAAGAAGUGAAGGAAAAGGAAACCUUGAUUACAAUCAUGAAAACUCUAAUAGAUUUUGUCAAGAUGAUGGUUAAAUAUGGAACCAUCACACCAGAGGAAGGUGUUUCAUACCUCGAAAAUCUAGAUGCCAUGAUAGCACUGCAGACAAGAAAGAAACUUGAAAAAUCCAGUUCCCAGAACAAGCUGUCAGACAAGAGCACUGAGGAAGCCGACAGCACAAAAACAGCCGCGGCUGAAAUGGAAAAAGAAUAUGAAGGCCUGAAGGAUUCCACAAAAGCUGAGGAAGAAGACACAGGUAACAACAAACAGCCCAAAGGGAAAGCAGAGGCAUAUUUGGAAGCCAUCAGGAAGAAUAUAGAGUGGCUGAAAAAACAUAAUACACAAGGAAAGAAAGAUGAUUAUGACCUUUCUAAACUGCGGGAUUUCAUAGAUCAAGAGGCUGAUGCUUAUGUGGACAAGGGCAUCCUGGAUAAAGAAGAGGCAGAUGUGAUCAAGCGUAUCUACGGCAGCCUGUAAAGAAGAGAAAAUCCGACACCUCUUGAAACUGUAUGGAAUUCUAGUCUAGCUUCACCCACAUCUAGUUCUAAGAUCUUCAACUUUCUUUCUCCCCGCCACAUCCCAGGAAAAAAAAGGGUGAUUAGAAAGUAUUCUGUCUCCAUUGUACUGAAUUUUAUCCAGGUUAAAAAAACAACAACAACAAUUGCAUAUUCAUUUUUUCUCCGCUUUGAUCAGCCUGCUUAAAGCAAAUUUGCUGCCCACUUUAUAGAUGACAGGGUAUAACAGUUGCUUACAUCAUGUCCCCAUUAGCUUAUCAAGCGGCUCUUUCAGAUUAUACGUCUUGAAGAACAGCUUUCUCCCCCAACCCACACCCUCCAGUAUCUACCAGUUUGUUCCAUCGUGGUAUGGCUUUUUAGAGAUACUGUUCUAAAAAACUGUAAAGGGCAUUACUCGGGGUAACUCAACUUAAUUAACUCAAUUUUUGCAAAGAAAUCUCACAUUCGCAUUCUCUUUUGUGGUAACUAUUGUUUCAUGUCCCAGAAGGUACUGUUGGAAUGCUGUAAUGUAUUAGUUUUCUUGCUGUUUGCGCCUUCCACUUUGUCUCUCCAUCCGUGUGCCAUUAAGUCAUGGCUAUGUGUUUAACACUGCAUCAGCCUUUAAAAUAGAUCUUACAGGGAGAAAGAACUGUAUUGUCACAAUAUUGCUACGGUCAGGUACAGUAGCAACUGUUGUCAUUCACAUACUUCAUCGUUCUUGAAUAAGUGUUAUUUCUCUGCAUGUAUAAAGAACAGUUCUUGACGUGAGUAGCUUAAUGAUAUGUGAAUAACUUCAUUCCUAGGGGUAAAAAGGAGGUGAAGCAAAGCACUUGAGGAGACAUUUGCAUGGAGGAUAACUGAUAUGCUAGGACUUGCAGGGAAUGCAGUGUUGGUUAGCAACAUAGGAUUUCAUAAAUGUCUUGUGUCUCUAAACUUUUGAUUUUCCCUGAAUUAACACUGAAGAUCCAAAUUCCUUUUAUCAUUAAGGAGAUAUACUUUUACAGAGGCUGGGUUCACAUUUUAUUAUUUUUUUUAACUAAGACACAAUUGAUUGGGUUAACACAGUAUGCUAAGCCAUAAAUCAUAAUCCACAAUGCUAGUUCACAGUUUGAUCAACCAUGGUUUGUUGAUUAAGCUAUAAUUAGAUGGGCUCAUACAGUGCACUAAGGCAUAAACCAUAGUUCAAAAACUAGAAUGACUACAUUCACAGAAUAUUGCACCCCCCCCCCAUAGUAAAUGCUGCUUGCACAGUGAACAUUUCUUGAGAGGAGCACAUCCUGCAUUUAAGUUCUUGUUCUGAAUGUUGCAUGAGGAAACCUAUGUAUGCCUCAUAAUAAUUAACUUUUUUUUGUUUUGAGAUCCCAAAUUCAUGACAUUAAGAUGCAGUGAGCAUUCCAGUCAGAAGAUGAGCUGAUUCUGCUUAAUCUCUGCCUUAACAGUACAAGUAGCCCUUGCUUAAGGAUGGUAAUUGGGACCAGAAUACCAGUUGCUAAGUGGUGUGGUUGUAAAGCACAUCAGGUGACUGUGCCGCUUAGCAGCAGCAGUCCCGACAGUCCCUGGUUAUCAUCAUUAAGCAAGGACCAUGCAGGUUAUUAAGUGAGUACCUCACAUGACUGCGACUUCUGACUUCCUGCUGGCUUCCCCAUUGACUUUGCUUGUGGGAAGCUGGCAGGGAAGGUUGCAAAUUGUGAUCAUGCAACCACAGGACAUGUGACGGUCAGAAAUCUGGGUGGGUUGCCGAGCGCCUGGAUCAUGAUCAUGUGACAGUGGGGGCACUGCAACAGCCAGAACUUUGAGGACCAGUCAUGAGUACUACUUGUUCAGUGCCAUUGCAAGUUUGAAUGGUUGCUGAACGAGUGGUCAUUAAAUGAGGACCACCUGUAUGUUUGCUUGUUUUGUCUUUCCCCCCAUAAACUGCACUGAUCAGCAGCAGCAAUAAAAUGCUUUAGAAGCAAUUCAGACUAAAACUAGCAAAUGCAGAGUAAAAUUUCACUGUCUUCAUGGACCUACUGGAAGCUGGCACUGAUAAAGCUACGUAUCAAUGGGAAGGAAUCCCAAAAAUACGAGGGCAUCUAUAAAAAGAGAAUGGCUUUCACUGGUAGGUCAAGAGCAGGGCAGAGGCAAGUUGAAUGGCCCAAUCCCUCCUGCUGUGGGAUCAUGGCAGGAAAUUUGGAUAAGAGUGAGGCAAGUCCCGUAUUUGAAAUCAUACAGCAUUACAGUUGGCAGCCUCCUUCACAAAUUGAUGUUUUAGAUACAGAAGAGGAUUUGGUUAACUUCUUGUGCUACUAACUCAGAAAUGUUCAUUUUAGCACCAUCUGGAUAGUAAAAGCUCUAAAAGAGAAACCUAAUGUACUCUACAAACAUACUAAUCUCCUAUCCUUCACUACAUUUUAAGGAGUAAUUAAAAGAAUUUGCAUUUAUAUGAGAUGUGAAGGCAUUCAGCAGAGAAAUUAAGGACGCAGUCCAAAGCAGACUUACUCAGUAGGGAAUACUUCUGAGUGGACAUGCACAGGCUUGAGCUUUGAGAGAAACAGAAUAAAAUAAUCAACGUCAAUGGUUUAGAAGUCUCUUGUUCAGAGACAGCCAACAUACAUAAUUUGCUAUUUUGGGAAUAUAGUGGUUUUUAGUUCUUGGUUUCAGCUGAGCAUUAAACCAGUGAAUUGACGUCAAGGGGAGCCAUCCUUCUGCAAAUGUGACCCAAUUAACCAUAGAUGCCAUUGCCAGAUAUUACUGGCUCUCUGAAAACUGAAAGCCAUUUGUAUUCUUUUUAUAUUUCACUCUAUCUGCCAGGAAGGCGUAAAUAGAUUUGAUGUAAUUUUGCUCUGUAAGAUCUGAAAUUUGCUCACUGUUUCUGUCACAAAAAGUCAUUUUUCCAGUGCACCAAACAAUUAUUUUUUUCCUUCACUGUUUUUUUCCACUGCAUGAGACCAUUUUAUGUUAUGUGUAAUUUCCUUUUAUAUAUGUAACAUGUAAAGUAAAUACCAGUUUAAGAUAAAAGGUCUCUCAAGACGGUUCACAAGUGAAAUCAUAAAUCAAGAUAAAUAUAAAAUAGAUUAGGUCAGCAGCAUAAAAACAGCUCCCAAACAAAUCAACUAAUAAAAAACUAUAUGGCAAAUUCUAUUAGAUUUCCCCCUGCAAAGUCAGCAACAGUGUUAUGUGACACUGCAAUUAUGGUAAAAAAAGAAAUCCCAUACAUGUUCAUGUUUACGCUGUGCUAGGCAUGAUAACAAAUUGUACAAGUUCAGCUUGUUCAAUUGUUUUAUCUGGUAAAUGGAAAUUACUAGGAAUAGCUCUGUGGCGAUGGCUGUGAUUGCUAUGGCUAAGGGUUCAGUGGAUCAAAAAAAAAAAGGCCUGCUGAAGGAACAAGUCAUGAGAAAAUCAUAAGGUAAGAGGGAAAACACGGCAAAGAGGAUAAUGUGCCCCAAACACUGGGGUCAAGACAGCAGAAGAUACGGAAAUGGCUGUAAGAGACAAUUAAUGAUGGUAGCCAAGUUUAUAUAUAGUAAACAAGAAUGGUGUUUAUAAGGUUAGGACAGAAAUAAGACAUAGAGGGAUUUAAAAAUAAGAACAUGGAAUAAUAAAGCUGAUGUAGAAUCAUGAGUAUGAAUCUUACAAUUAAAGGAACAGGGAAACUGUUCAUUGGGCAAAUCGCAGCGUCUUGGUUGUACUUCACCUUAACUAUUACCAAAAUGCUUUAUAUGGGAUUACAUUUGAAAAGUGCCUGGAAGUUGCAGUUGGUGCGAAAUGUGGCAGCUGAUGUUAAACAAUGCAAAGUACAGAUACCAUAUGAGGCCUGCACUGAAAGAUCUGUACUAAACAGAUUGCUUUCUGGGCACAAUUUAAAGUUUAAAUGUUAACCAUUAUGACUUUUAACUGCCUAGGGACUCACCAUCAAAGAGGCCAACUCUUCCCUUUCAAACCUGAACGGAUAUUAAGAUCUGCAGGAGAGAGACUGAUCUGCCUUCACUCUCAGCAGCACACACGUCAGUACACAGGAAAAAUCCCUUUUUUGCAUUACUUCCAGGAUAUAGACUAUACUUCCUCAGUUCUGGUCUUUCUCUGUACAAUAGAAGAGCAUAGAUCUUUCACCAGAUUGCUAGUUAAUUUUAAAGUUAAUUUUAUUUAUGUUUUAGAAAAAUCUUACUCCAUAUUCUUAAUUUUAAUUCUUGAUAGCCACUUUCAAUUUUCAGUUGAGUAAAAGGCAGGAUAUAAACUAGAUGCAUAAACAUACACACAGUCCCCUUGCUAGGAGAGUAUUAAAGACAAUGGUUUUUAGCCAGAGAAAACAAAUACAGCCUCAAGAAAUUGGAAAGUCCAGUUAAGUUUGUGGUUAGGAGGCAGACAUAGGCCUCAAAGACAUUAGAUUUCCCAAACUAAUAGAAAAAUAAGUUACUUCUGAUAAUGAGCCACUUCCAUUUAUGAUUUUCAUAUGAAGAUACCAUUUCAUUUGGGAAACCUGCAUUUGUAACAAAGACUCAUACAGUAUUUGUAAUUCAUCAAUCGUGUCCAUAGUGGAAAGCCUCAGUCCUGCUCAAUGAUGAAGUAUGCGAAUACAAAGUCACGUGGUCCACUUUUGCCUUAGCAUACAGUAGAAAACAUCAGCACGAUAAUCCCAGUAAGAAAUCCAGGGUCACCUAGAGCCAGCUGUAGUACAAGAGGUUGCAGGGAAAACAAUUAGCAAGUGUUCAUCAAGUGUAUACUUGAGGGGGGUUUAGUUGUUUUUAGUUAUGGGAAUCAAUGCACAUUCUUGUCAUCAAAAAGUAACUCUUGGUUGUUUUCCCAAGCUUUCUUCCAUUUCAGCACCCUAAUUUUAGAAGGGGAAGCCGGUGCUAUAUUGUUGGUGCUGUUUGAGAAUCCCAUGAUUAUGUAUCAGAGGGAGAACUAAAAUAUAUAUACAAGUAUCUGAAGGAUAACAGGACUACUUAAAUAGAGCUGUGGACAAUUGGCAAAUGAUUCUGUCCUUAUGCUAGUGAACCUUUAGGGUUGUUGUUGUUUUCUUUGAAACUAUAUAUAAUUCAGAUUCAGUAUGCCAUGUUUUUAAUAACCAGCAAAUUACUUAGCUUAAUUCCUCUGCUUCAUUCUGUGAAUUGAGGACUGUUAUCAUACCAUGUGGCAUCAAAUACAGCAUUUGGUAACAUGAGAUGAUAAAGCAGACAGAAAACAACCCUGUUCAUCACCCGCAUGGAUGAAUGGCAAUGGCUUGUGCAGAAUGGGGUGAUCAGUUUUUAAAAGAAGCAGUGCAAGCAAUGCAGCAUAAUAUUUAAAGGCAUAGUGUUGACUUGAUAUUUUUGCCAUAUUAGCAUAUAAAAGCAAUUGCUAGACACAUUUGAUAUUUUCUCUAUCCCAGCAAUGGGAAAUAAAAGUAUCCUGCACUUCUCUAGUUCUAAUCUCACCAAUCCUUUUUUAAUAACCUUAACAUCUUUUAGAUGCUCUGAUGUGUCUUUACAGUUUAAAACCAUUGUUGGGAAAAAUGUAACAAAUUACCACAUAUAUUGCAUUCAAAAUACACUUUUCUAAUAGAAUCCUGUUUCUGAUACUGUACUUUAUUAAAUGCUUUGCUACAAGACAAA